UAUUAUUAAAACUUUCCUUCUUUUUAUAACAUCUAAUGUCUCGACAUCAAACAGUCUCCGAAACAAAGCUUCGAAAGAUCCUUGAAUUAAAUAGUAGAUUAAAACAACAACUUGAUAUUCCCAGAAUACCCGUUUCUGAAGCCAGUCGAUCUUUGAUCGAUUAUUGUCAAUCCACCAGUGAUUUGAUGCUACCAAGUAUCUGGGGAAACAGACAUCCAGAUCCAUUUGCUGAACCUGCCAACGGCUGUGGAGGUUCUUGCCAAAUCAUGUAAAUAAUGCACUCUUUAUGUUUUAUUAAUCGCCCCCAUACAAAUACAUACUACACGCAAUUUUAUACCCUUCUCCUCUUUCUCUCUCUAUCUCUUUUCUCCCUUUCCUAUAUCUCUUUUAUUGCGAUUUAUACACCUCCCUCUCUUCUCCUCCCUUUUUUUUUUCUUAUACAACUUUAUAAUAAAAAUUUCCCUAAUCCUUCUCCAGUUUUUUUUUUGAUGGGGGAGAAGGCUGAUGUCAGUAAAAUUUUUGUGUUUCCCUUGGAGUUACCCGAGACUUACUAAAUAUGUGGAGAACUGCCUUUUUAUUAAAAAAUACUUGACAGUUCAUGUUUGGUUGCCA
Messenger RNA from Mucor mucedo, 612 nucleotides. RefSeq names its product G-protein gamma subunit. The coding region runs from base 36 to 272 and encodes 78 amino acids. Gene Ontology annotation, molecular function: G-protein beta-subunit binding. NCBI's taxonomy places the organism in Eukaryota, Fungi, Mucoromycota, Mucoromycetes, Mucorales, Mucoraceae. The transcript has 3 exons. Gene Ontology annotation, biological process: G protein-coupled receptor signaling pathway. The record is from RefSeq and is a predicted model, not a curated record. Gene Ontology annotation, cellular component: heterotrimeric G-protein complex.